Messenger RNA from Arxiozyma heterogenica, 282 nucleotides. RefSeq lists its product as uncharacterized. The transcript has a single exon. Lineage: Eukaryota; Fungi; Ascomycota; Saccharomycetes; Saccharomycetales; Saccharomycetaceae. The coding region runs from base 1 to 282 and encodes 93 amino acids. The record is from RefSeq and is a predicted model, not a curated record.
AUGUUAAGGGAACAUCAAAAUGACACAGAAAAAUCAAAUUAUAAAUCUGCAAAAAUGAAUUCAAAUGGAAACAAUAACAAUAUGGAUAGUCAGUUUUAUAAUUAUGUUUACACUGAUAAUUGCAAUAUUACUACAAACGGUUAUUUCACAAACAAUAAUAAAAAUGAGAAUAAGCAUAUGCAUAAAAUUGUAUCUUGCACAUUAUUCCCACCCAUCAAUAAGGAACAGUUUAUUCCAGGAACAAAGCAAUUCAUACCAGUAGUGCAUGAUAAUAUAAAAUAA